Messenger RNA from Emericellopsis atlantica, 450 nucleotides. RefSeq names its product Tctex-1. Lineage: Eukaryota; Fungi; Ascomycota; Sordariomycetes; Hypocreales; Bionectriaceae. Gene Ontology annotation, biological process: microtubule-based movement. Gene Ontology annotation, cellular component: cytoplasm; cytoplasmic dynein complex. Bases 1 to 450 code for a protein of 149 amino acids. The record is from RefSeq and is a predicted model, not a curated record. The transcript is spliced from 4 exons. Gene Ontology annotation, molecular function: dynein intermediate chain binding.
AUGGCUACUACUACUUCUGCGCCCCUGCCUGUUCCCGAAACGCGUCUCAAGCAGAUCGUUGACGAUGUAUGCGACGCGGUCCUAGAGCCCGCCGAGUACUACGACCACUCGAAAGUCGACGUCUGGAACUCAACCAUAAUCAACUCCUUGCUGAAAGCCGUGGUCGCCGAGGCGACACCCGAAGGCGCAACCGGUGCUAGCUACAAGAUCGCCUGCAACAGUGUCAUUGUGCAACACCUUGUGCCCACGUCUGCCCUGAACAAGCCUCGAGGCGGUACCGAUGCCAAGGGCACGGAGUCAAAUGUCCCUACCACUGGCCGCAGGGGUAUGCACAAUGCUGUUGGAGCGUACUGGGACGAGUCGAAGGACGGCAUGUGGGUGCGCAAGUACCCAGGUGGAGAGCGCAAAGGUCUAGAUGUGAUUAUUACGCUGAUCUGGAUUGCCAUAUAA